CUGUGCGUGCGCUGCCCGGUGUGCACGGCGGACCGGGGCCCUGCGGCCUACGAGUUCUGCUGGCAGUGCCUGCGCCCGUGGAGCGGGCGGGCGCCGGCCGCCGACCGCUGCGGCGCCGAGGGCUGCGCCCACCCGGACCUGCAGAUCCUGCGCACCUGCCGCACCACGGCGCUGCCCCAGGUGGAGGGCGUGGCCGCCUGCCCCUCCAUCCGCGCCUGCCCCACCUGCGGCCACAAGGCGGAGCACGACCGCACCGGCUGCAAGAACCUCAUCUGCCCGCGCUGCCAGGUGGAGUUCUGCUUCGUCUGCCUGAAGCUGACCCCCGAGUGCCUGAAGACCAGCACCCACUUCAGGCUCUGCAGCGCCGGGGUGGCGCCCCGGCAGACCGCCAUCCCCGUGUGGCGCCGCACAUGA
This is a messenger RNA of Menidia menidia (Atlantic silverside), 414 nucleotides long. Lineage: Eukaryota; Metazoa; Chordata; Actinopteri; Atheriniformes; Atherinopsidae. The record is from the annotation of a GenBank genome assembly.